Molecule: messenger RNA, 321 nt
Organism: Guillardia theta CCMP2712
Lineage: Eukaryota; Cryptophyceae; Pyrenomonadales; Geminigeraceae
Exons: 1
Coding region: 1-321 (106 amino acids)
Source: RefSeq, a predicted model, not a curated record
AUGAUUAACGUUGUAUCACAUUAUUUGCUUAGUGUUUGUUUCAAGUUUAACGUUAUAUCACAUUAUUUGCUUAGUGUUUGUUUCAAGUUUAACGUUAUAUCACAUUAUUUGCUUAGUGUUUGUUUCAAGUUUAACGUUAUAUCACAUUAUUUGCUUAGUGUUUGUUUCAAGUUUAACGUUAUAUCACAUUAUUUGCUUAGUGUUUGUUUCAAGUUUAACGUUAUAUCACAUUAUUUGCUUAGUGUUUGUUUCAAGUUUAACGUUAUAUCACAUUAUUUGCUUCAAACUAGUUGUGUUUGCUGUGUGCCGACAUUCACAUAA